Messenger RNA from Perca flavescens (yellow perch), 4640 nucleotides. It is a transcript of the gene smcr8b, whose product is annotated as Smith-Magenis syndrome chromosome region, candidate 8b. Gene Ontology annotation, cellular component: guanyl-nucleotide exchange factor complex. The record is from RefSeq and is a predicted model, not a curated record. Gene Ontology annotation, molecular function: GTPase activator activity. Lineage: Eukaryota; Metazoa; Chordata; Actinopteri; Perciformes; Percidae. Bases 544 to 3303 code for a protein of 919 amino acids. The transcript is spliced from 6 exons.
CUCAGCCUGGUUUUACGUGAAGCGCCGCUUCAGUGUAGACCGGCACCGGCACGUCCCCGGUCCCCGGCGUCUGUCACAUGGCUAAAUAUGGGUGUAGAGAGUUCAGUUUGCCGGUCAAAUACAUGACACCGAAAUGCAAGUCGUUUUAGCCCGAACAUUAGCUCUCUAAUUACUAGAAAGAGGAACACAAAUCCCGGGAAAAAAAGGUACCUAACCUUGUGACUGCCGCCCGCAGGAAAGUUUCGCUUCUCCGUUAAGUUUUCUCUGGCGUCUGUUCCUGAAAACGCCGCUUGUUUUCGUGACUGUCGUGAAGCGCACAGGAUACUUGAAGUUGUAAUUUAGUACAGCUUUCGCUUUGUGGUUGAAAGACAACUGCGCAACAAGUAUUUAACUAUCGGCUGCUGCUGUUGUUGUGGCGUCCCGUGUGAACAGCUGACUCACCGAGUGAAGGCCGGGUCGCACCGGGACACAGAUCUAUGUUUGAUCCCCAGGUUCAGCCCCGCUGAGUAGAUCCUCCAUGGGUCCACCGCUCACGGUCUGAAGAUGAUCGGGUCACCGGACCUGCUGGCCUUCACCGCCACUGAGGGGUUUGGGGAACGAGAGGAGGACGAGGGUCUACCUGAAGAGCUCUCUGUCCCCCUUUCGCCUCCAUCCAACCCCUGGACCACCUCAGCCCAGUUUCACAGAGACUUUAUACUGGUGGCGGAAUUUUCAGAGCAGGUGGGGCCCAAGCCUGUGCUGACAAUACCGGACGACCCCAGAGUCAUCGGAUCAUUUGACCUCAACCACUUCUCUGUUCGCAUCAUGUCUGUGGACUACCAGGCGUCCGGCCCCAGCAACACUCCUCCUGCGUCCCCCGGCCCCCGCCUCAACUUCAACGAGGACUCCAAAGUGGUUCUGGGAGAUUCGGCGGAGGACGCGUUUGCCUACGUUCACCACAUGACCCUGUAUGACCUGGAGGCUCGGGGCAUGGUGCGUCCCUUCUGCAUGGCGUACGUGUGUUCGGACCAGAAGAAGCUGAUGGAGAACUUCUCCGAGCUGUCGACGUGCUUCUCUCAGGCCUCCGACAGCCUCAAGACGGGAAACAGACAAGCAUUUUCUAUGGAGCUACAGAGAAAAUUACAGGAGCUUGCGUACAGGCGCUUGACUCUGCUACAGGAGACCGAACUUCAGAGGCCGACGAAUGGCUUCACAGAGGAGGGAGAAGCAGCAGGGGAGCUUGAAGCUGUAGAGCGUUCAAUCUUAAUUCAUAGAGACCUCCUCCGCCAGGUCACUUCCUACCCAAACAGGAAGCUCAAACAGCCUGACUUUCUGCCUUACGACCCAACUGACUCCCUCGCUGAUCCGACCUCCUUACUACCUCCCGAGCCCUGCCCCCCCCUCUCCACCUCCUGCAGGUCUGAGCGACGUCUGAAGCCUCUGCACGAGCUUUGCAACGACUACUUCCUGUCGCUGACCAAGGAGCAGCUCGCUGACACAGAGCGCCGCCUGCGUGGCGACAGGAGUGCGUUGCGGACAGCUUGUGCCACGCGGUCGUUGUCCAGGAGGCUCACGCUCACCAACUUCCUGUUCGAGCUGUGGAGCCCAGAGGACGGAGAUGAGGAGGAGAGCCAGAGCGCCGAGGCGGAGCUGCAGAGGACGGCAGGAAGUAAGAGCGGCCUGGAGAUGUUCCAGUCAGAACCGAUGAGCCUGGAGUCCUUCUUCUCCUGCGUGGAGGAGAUUCCCAUCCAACUGGAGGCAGGAGAAGCUGGGACAGUGACCCCUGACCCCAACGUUGCCCCGGAGAUGACAGGAAGCAUCAGCAGCGGCGACAGCAUUGAAGUGCUCGGGACUGAGAAGUCUUAUCGGACGCAGCGUGGCGUCGCUGGAUCUGACAGCAGAGAAACUCCCGUUGGGAUGACGGACACCUCUUGCAGGCGAGCCACAGGAGAUUCAGGCGCCAGGCAUGUGAGAGCGUACGCCAGACGAGCCAACAGCGAGGACAGCAUCGAGGUACUGAGUACCACCGAGUCCAUCUUUCCUGACGACCUCACCGCCAUCACAGAGGAAGAAGCAGAGCACCAACUGCUGAGUAACGGCGUCGAGAAUGGGAAGGCGAUGCUGACAGAGAGUGAAUCUGACGAUGCCCUCAAGGAGAGGAAGACAUCGAAUGCAACUACUUUAGUAAAUCAGGAUGAAAACAAAGAGCCUGUUGGGGAAGAUGGCAGUAUCGUUGACAGAGAAGAAACCUUAAAGCAAACAGCUGUUAAUGGUGAGAUUAAAAUCAAAGAGGAGCAGAUCGUUGAAUGUUUGAAGAGCAGUAAAGUCCAUGAUGACAACAGUCCUGAGAAGACGUCCAAACUACUGCAAGUUGAAGAAGCAGUGGAGUCGACGCCUCAGUGGUCUGAAGUCCGUCAGAAAGUCCAGCCGGUGCCCGAGCUUCAUGUCCACUUGGCCCCUCCUGUUGCCGUGGCGGAGGCUGACUGCUGGUCUCCGCCCUGCGGUCCUCUCCGGCUGCCGAGCGUCGACGAGGCGUCCGACUGCACCAGCUUCACCGGCUCCUCGGACCCGCCCUCUCCCACCCAAAACGUCCACAGCAACAGCCGCUCGAAACCGAGGAGGAGACGGAAGGCUGGACUCAGAGCCCUCAGGUUCCUCAAGCAGAACUCCUUCUCCCAGCAUGCCGUGUUUUGUCUCCUGAGCGGCCGGCCGCUGGUCGUCAUCGGAGGAGACGAGAGUUUGGUCACAAAGCUGCUGGACGCUCUGAGUCUCUUCCUGCCGUCCCCUGGUCCUGAUGGAAACGCCGUGAUGCCGUGUUUGACCACGCCGCUCCAGCUGACCGACCUGCUCACCUGGAGACUGAUAGGAAUACACCGAUCGUCCUCCAGCUCCUCAGCCAGCAUUCUUCACUCUCUGACUCGCUACAGUCGUUAUUUGGCCCUGUUGGAUCUGGACCAGAGGACGCUGCGCUGUCCGUCAUACUCCGGCUCGCUCAUCGGCAGACUGGCUGUCCCUUACGCCCGCAUUAGCAGAGGCAUCACCUACCUGCUGCACCUGGAGAGCUGCCUGACUGCACUGGCCAACCAGGCUCUGCUGUACACGUUUAGUCCUGCGUUACAACAUCCAACCGCUGCUGGAGGCAACAAUGGCACAGAGGGAGCGGACUUCCUGGUCACGCGAGGGAUCUGUAGCAGUGAGUGCGAUUUGAGAGUGAUGCAUUUCCUGUGCGACCUCAUCAAACAGCGCCACACAGGGCGUGGACCACCGGUUUUAAGAUUCUCUUACAACUCAAUGCACCUGCACAGAAAUACAUAUGCAGCCUAAACACUGGAUGGACAAAAACAGUUGACUAGUCAUGAAGAUAGUGUGUAAUAUUACCUCCAACCAACAACACUGGUUUCUCAUUAGGGUUUCUGGUUUGUCAUCGUUUUUGACUGAUGCAGACUGGCGUCAUCUGCCACUGAAGAAUCACACUUAUGUUUUUAUUUGCAGUGUUAAAUGUGUGUUUGCAUGAUUUUUACUCCAUGAUGUAUCUCUGGAUUACUGGACACAUGCACUAGUGCCUCACUGGCACCAAAGACUUUUACAGGCUGGCAGCCUCAGCAGAUGAAGUACUUUUUUUUUUUUUUUUUUUUUAUUGGAGUAUGUUACUGUUAUAGGUAUUACCGAAUCACAUGUCAUUUAAGAGAAUUGAGCCACAUAUGAACACUGUUUAAUCCAAACAGGCUACUGAUCUGAGAUGACUGAGAUGUUAAACCAGCAUGCUAUUGUUGCUUGUAGUUUUUGUUUCUCACUGAUCCAGAACUACACAGAAUGGUAAUUAUUUACUUUUAUAAACUUCAUUGAAUGUAACUAUGUCUGUUGCUCUGUCAGUUUAGCUGCAGUAUAGAAAGGAGGGGGAGCCAAUGCCCUAAAAUGUCAAACUUCUCCUUGAAGUUGUCUGAAAAGAGUAUCUUCUAUAUCAUUUUAAAAAUCAACCUAGACUUUAAAUGAGCUACACGUUACAUUAUGUUCGGCUCAUAUUAUACUUGCCAUAUUUGAUGGUUUUGUAACAUUCACAAUCUAAGCUGCAGAAAUUGCAGUUGUACCACACAGACAAAGUGUACUGCAGGUUUAAAGUACACUUAUUCCAGAACUUUCAACUGCAUAACACGUUUUCAUCAGGGUAUGGAGUUUAUUCACUUGUCAUGGAGACGGCUCAGCUGUUGUGACAACUUCAUGCCAAGUGAGUUAACUCCACUGCUAAAGACAUGACAUGCAGUUGAAAGCUCUGGAAAAAGAGUGUACCUUGAGUUGAGAUUAGUUUUGUCAAAUUUUUAAAUGGAUUCUUAAAUGACCUGGCAGGAGCCAGUGUAAUCAAACUAAACUGGAGUCAUUGCAGCUAAAGGCUUGUUAAGUCUGGCAGCAGAGUUUUCAAGAAGGUAGAAGUAGUUUAUUGAAAACAACCUAAAAGAAAAUGGAUUGUUGUAAUGUAAUUAAUGAACAUUAUAGAACCUAUUAAUUAGACGUAGUGAUUUGUUCACUCUAAAUUGCAGCUGAUGCCAGAACAACAGCCUCCGUGUGUUUAACACUGUACUUUUACAUUUGUUAUUUUAUUGAUGCAAAUAUGAGCCGAGUUUAGCGUGUGUAUAUUAACUCUGGAAAUAAAACCAUAUAUUUUA